This is a messenger RNA of Pseudophryne corroboree (corroboree frog), 3076 nucleotides long. RefSeq names its product myotubularin related protein 1 (gene MTMR1). The transcript is spliced from 17 exons. NCBI's taxonomy places the organism in Eukaryota, Metazoa, Chordata, Amphibia, Anura, Myobatrachidae. Gene Ontology annotation, molecular function: phosphatidylinositol-3,5-bisphosphate 3-phosphatase activity; phosphatidylinositol-3-phosphate phosphatase activity. Bases 312 to 2390 code for a protein of 692 amino acids. Gene Ontology annotation, cellular component: membrane; cytoplasm. Gene Ontology annotation, biological process: phosphatidylinositol dephosphorylation. The record is from RefSeq and is a predicted model, not a curated record.
CUGUGUGUACAGUUACAGUAUGUCUGUUGUACACUGACAGCCCUGUCUUGUGUCUGUGCUGUACACUGACAGCCCUGCCCUGUGUAUGUGUGUAAGAUGCACUGACAGCCCUGCCCUGUAUGUAUGCUGCAGCGGUGCAUGCCGGUCCUCGCAGUGUGACAGGGGGACGUUAGCGUCUCUCUCCCCCCACCAGCCCCAGCAGGAAGCCGGCAGGAAAGGAGGCCUCCAAUCCGGCCUUUCCUGUGCGAUAAGCGGCUCAGCUGCAUCCCGAGCAUCCGGGGAGGAGGCGGCGGCGGAAGAAGGCACGAGCUAUGGACAAGCUGACGGGGCCGGAGACAGCGGCUGUUGCAGGGGGAGGAGGCGGCGGCGGCACCGCUGGAGCAUCUGCUGCUAGGAAACCGCCCCGACCCUCCGCGCCCCCGUCACUGCCCAGCUCCCGCCAGGCCAGCGUGGAGACACUGGACAGCCCCACUGGCUUACAUGUUGAAUGGUGCAAGCAGCUGAUUGCAGCCACAAUAUCCAGCCAGAUUUCUGGUAGUGUGGGCACGGAAAAUGUUUCCAGAGAUUACAGGGUUUACAAGAGGCCCAACAUAAGGGAGGUUCAGGAUGAGCCCAAUGGCUAUCAUUCAGAGACGGAGGUCGAGCAGGUGGCUUUGAGAGAUGGGAACAAGGUGGCACAAAUGGAAGAGGCACCACUGUUUCCUGGAGAGUCCAUCAAGGCCAUGGCUAAGGAUGUUAUGUAUAUCUGUCCAUUUUGGGGAGCAGUCAGUGGAACGCUAACCGUGACAGACUUCAAAAUGUACUUCAAAAAUGUGGACCCUCCGUUCAUCUUAGAUGUCCCCCUGGGUGUAAUCAGUAGAGUGGAGAAGAUUGGAGUACAGAGCCAAGGAAAUAAUUCUUGUGGCAUAGAAAUUGUUUGCAAGGAUAUGAGGAACAUGCGGCUGGCGUACAAACAGGAGGAACAGAGCAAACUGGAAAUAUUUGAGAAUCUUAUAAAACAUGCGUUUCCUGUUUCCAAUGGGAUGCCCCUGUUUGCAUUUAGUUACAGAGAAAAAUUCUCUGUGAAUGGCUGGAAAGUAUAUGACCCUACAGCUGAAUACAAAAGACAGGGUUUACCCAAUGAGAGCUGGAAGAUCACUAAAAUCAAUAGUACCUAUGAGCUGUGUGAUACAUACCCAGCGGUCAUUGUCAUACCCACAAGCGUGGUGGAUGAUGAUGUGGCCAGAGUUGCAGCUUUUAGAUCCAAAGGACGUAUUCCGGUUCUGUCAUGGAUCCACCCAGAAAGCCAGGCCACAAUAACCCGCUGCAGCCAGCCUCUUGUUGGGCCCAAUGACAAGCGUUGUAAAGAGGAUGAAAAGUAUUUACAGACUAUAAUGGAUGCAAAUGCUCAGUCACACAAACUUAUUAUCUUUGAUGCCAGACAGAAUAGUGUUGCUGACACUAACAAGGCAAAAGGAGGGGGCUACGAGAGUGAAACUGCCUACCCUAACGCAGAGCUCAUCUUCCUGGAGAUACACAACAUCCAUGUGAUGCGGGAGUCCCUGCGCAAGCUGAAGGAGAUAGUUUAUCCAUCCAUUGAUGAGGCGCGCUGGUUGACAAAUAUCGAUGGAACACACUGGCUUGAAUAUAUACGGAUGCUCCUGGCUGGUUCUGUGAGGAUUGCAGACAAGAUUGAAUCAAGCAAGACCUCAGUGGUGGUGCACUGCAGUGAUGGCUGGGACCGGACAGCACAACUAACUUCUUUGGCCAUGCUAAUGUUGGAUAGCUAUUACCGGACUAUCAAAGGGUUUGAGGUUCUGAUUGAGAAGGAGUGGAUAAGCUUCGGCCAUAGAUUUGCAGUGAGAGUGGGCCAUGGAGAUGACAAUCACGCAGAUGCUGACCGCUCCCCAAUUUUCCUUCAGUUCAUUGACUGUGUAUGGCAAAUGACAAAUCAGUUCCCUGCAGCGUUUGAGUUUAAUGAGCUGUUCCUCAUCACCAUACUGGACCACCUGUACAGCUGUCUAUUUGGCACCUUUUUUUACAAUAGUGAGCAGCAGAGAGUAAAGGAGGAAGUGCAAACAAAAACCAUAUCUUUGUGGUCCUACAUUAAUAGCCAUGUGGAUGAAUUUACCAACCCUUUCUAUGUGAAUUAUGAGCACCAUGUGCUGUAUCCAGUUGCCAGUCUGAGCCACUUGGAACUCUGGGUGAAUUAUUACAUUAGGUGGAAUCCUCGGACCAGACCUCAGAUGCCAGUUCAUCACAACCUUAAGGACCUCUUGGCUAUUCGAGUAGAGCUACAGAAGAAAGUGGAGGAACUCCAGCGUGAAGCAACAACCAGAUCGGUGUCUUCCUCUUCUGACCGAGGAUCUUCUCCUUCACAUUCUGCCACCCCUGUACACGCUGCUGUCUGAUGGGCAGCAUGGACUGAGAGGGACAGUGUGAGACAUGUUGGCCUACUGCCGGUGCCCUCUGUAUGAGAAGGUAUCCUCUAACACAUUUCAGGCACCAAGGGAUCAAUACGAUGUUUCUGGAUUUUGCUCAUCGCUCCAUCUGCUGUAGACUGCAGCUGUGAGGAAGAAAAGAAGUAUCAUAUUUUUUUUCUUUUCAUUUUGCAUGCUGGAAGUCAUUCCAUUUUCUCUCCAGAUAGGACUUGUAUAUAUGAAUGCUACUGUUCAUCAUUGUUUACAGGCCUCGCACCUUUAUUAGCUGUUAUAGUGGAACAUGUUAUCCAGUGCAAUUUAAGCUUUAUGGAACGUUUUUAGUCAAAGCUAAGUUUUACUUCAAUUUUUUUUUUUUUUUUGAGAGAUCAAGGUUGCCAUAACUGUCGGCAGUUGAAUGCAAUAGUGUAACUGUAUAUUAUUGCUGGAAGAACUUUAAAGUCUCUAAGAAAGGGUCCAGUCCUGGAAGAGAUAGUGUGUUUAAUGUAAGUUAAAUUCCAUGUUGCACCUAUUUAAAAACAAAAGCAAUGCACCUGAAGCCAUGUAAAGCAUAUUGAACAAUUAAGUGAAGAAAAGUAACCAUAUGUAAGUUAUCCUGUUGAACCUAAAUAUGUAUUUGUAUAGUGUUUUUACCUCAGAAAAUAAGAAUUUUACUCUGC